AUGGCAGAUGAUAAUCCUAAUGGAGAAAGGAGGGUUGUGAUACCCGACCCCCUCCCUCUCAACUCACACUUCACCCCCACGGCUUACACUGCACCAUCAUGUGUACGAUUACCCGCAAUCACGACUAACAACUAUGAGAUUAAGCCUGGUACACUCCAAAUGCUCCCUAAGUUUCAAAGGCAAUCUCAAGAGGAUCCAUAUCAACACAUCACUGAAUUUGAAGCCCUCAGUUCCACGCUUUUAAUUCAUAAUUUUCCGAUGGAUGCAUUGAGAUUGAUUCUGUUUCAAUUCACUUUGAUAGGGAAUGCCAAACAUUGGCUUAGUACUUUGCCAGCUAAUUCUAUAACAUCUUGGGCGCAAAUGAGUGCGGCAUUCCUUAAGAAAUUCUUCCCCAUAGGAAAAACACUCAGACUUCGGCAGGAGAUUACCACUUUUCAACAAGCUGAGAAUGAACAGUUCUAUAAGGCUUGGGAAAGAUAUGGGGAUCUCAUUCGUAAGUGUCCACACCAUGACAUACCUAAGUGGCAAUUAGUACAGAGUUUUUAUUCCGAGCUGCAUCUGCAGCAUCGUGUGAUGGUUGAUGCCUCAUGUGGAGGCUCUGUGAUGGUUAAGAAUGAAGAGGAUGCCUGGCAGUUGUUUGAAACUAUGAGCGAAGGGUCCUUGCAAAAUGUUUCUUUUGAGAGGAGAACUAAGUCAGUCAUUACUAGUUCUGAUAAGCCACGAGGUAUGCUCGAGAUUAAACCAUCUCAUGACCUCCAGUCUAAAGUAGAUGCACUGACUGAGAAAGUUGAACAAUUUCUCACCAAGGGAUCGGCCACCUCACAGCCUCCACCUUAUCAGGAGGUUAACGUUGCACAAGGGUAUGCCAAUGCGCAGGGUUUCUCCAAACCAGGUAAUGAUCCUUUUUCCACUACUUAUAACCAGGGAUGGAGCAAACAUCCCAAUUUCUCAUGGAAGACGGAACACCAGGGGGCGCACCAACACACAGUCCAUCGCAAGGUUAGAGACCAAGUGGGUCAAAUAGCCAAUGCACUCAAUCGUAGGGAAGAAGGUAGGUUGCCCAGUCAGCCUGUCCAACCCCCUGGAGAACAGUUUGUGAUUCAUGACCCGCCUCCUGCUGAUGCUAAGGUAAUCAUGAGUUUGCGCAAUAAGAGAGAGGUCGAAACCCGACCAGAGAAAGCGAAACCGAAGGAGCAUUUGGCUCCCUCCGACCCAGAUAACUUUGGGGAUGAGAGUUCACAGAGUAAAAAGGGAACCCUUCCAGUCACACCCUCACCAUCCACCUCCACUUCAAGGGGCUCUAAGGUAUCACCCUAUGUGCCUAAAGCCCCAUUCCCACACUGUCUCAAUGCCCCAUCUCCUUUCCUCAAGAAGGGUGUGGCUAUGGAGGAUAUUCUUGAGGUUUUUAAGCAAGUGAAAGUAAACAUUCCUCUCCUAGAUGUGAUCAAACAAGUCCCCACUUAUGCUAAGUUUUUGAAGGACCUCUGUACUCAAAAGAGGAAAUGUAAAACCAAUGUAUCGAAAAAGGUCCUUCUCACCGAGCAAGUGAGCUCAGUGUUCCAAUCAAUUGCUCCCCCUAAGUUAUAA
Molecule: messenger RNA, 1587 nt
Organism: Rhododendron vialii
Lineage: Eukaryota; Viridiplantae; Streptophyta; Magnoliopsida; Ericales; Ericaceae
Exons: 3
Coding region: 1-1587 (528 amino acids)
Source: RefSeq, a predicted model, not a curated record